UAUAAAUAUUCUAUAUGAAACGUUUAUGCUGAUUAAACUUCAACAUUCCUUGGAUAAUCAGAAUGGGGUAGAAGUAAUUUUGACAGCUGAAGUGGUUGUAGUUUAUGUGAGUUUAUAAAAUAAAGAAAUAGUGCAUUCUGUAAAAAGAAUAAUUUACACAGAUGAAUGGGUUGAUUGCACGGUAUCUUCAGAAUUUAACCAAACACAUUUAGAGUAAAUUUUGUAGACUAAACUGUUCGUUUGUAAAGUUUUCCAGACUGUCAUAGAAAAAAAAUUUCACAUCCUGCUAUUAGUUUUCGUAUGAGUCAAAAAAUAGAGCUUUUUUAUUUUUAUGGUGGUGGCAUGUUUUUUCCUCGCAUUUUCACAGAAUAUAAGUUUGUGUGUGUUUAGUAGGGAAAAUAGCUUUUGACAGAAAUUAUUGGACAUUAUUUUGUGCUAUAUGUGUCUUUAGACAGAUAGAAAACUCGAUUAGUUCUCACAAAGUGAAGGAAGUACCAAAUAUGUUUUUUUUUUUUUUUUUUUUUUUUUUUUUUAAGCAAAGUCUGUAAUAAUUCAAACUUGGGACAAAAAACAUAAGUCUGAUUUGAAAAUUCAUUUCCUUCAGACUUUUAACUUUAACGCAUUCAGUGCUAAAAAUAUUUUAGUUUCGUUUAAAAUGAGAAGAAGUGUUCUGUUAGGCUUGUCUAUUUUAUGCAUUCGUGAUAUGUACUUUUUCCUCAGCGCUUAUUUCAGCUACCCAGUGCUGACUAACUUAGAAAUACAUACACGCACGAGCAUGGAAUUUCCUGCUGUGACUCUUUGCAACCUAAACCGCAUGCACAAUAUGUUCUACAAAUGCAUUCAAAAGCAGGAGACGUGGGAACAAUGUAUAGUAAUGAUGAGGUCAAUAGUUACUUCGGAGCGGAAAAUCCAAGCACUGUGCUUGAAAAAGCCAACUGCAAGAGAAAAAAAGCUCUGUCUUCGGAGACUAGAUUUUUUUCAGCUUUAUACGGGUCGUUCUCCAGAGUUUCGUCAAAAAAUUGGAUAUAAAUUUAAUCAUGUGAUUUUGCAUUGUCUGUUCAAAGGUAACCCUUGCGGAGUUGAUAAUUUUACUUUUCAUCAAAGUCUGCAGUACGGAAACUGCUACAGUUUCAAUUACAUGAAUGACAAUAUUAAAAUUCCCCAAGAAGUAGAUGGGGUCGGGCCGAAUAAUGCCCUGGAAUUAGUUUUAGACGCCAGAGAAAGCACGUAUCUUGGCAUAACACCAAGCGUUGGAAUGCGAGUAAUAAUUCACAACGUUUACGAGAAACCGAACCCGGUAGAGAAUGGGAUUAACAUUAGUCCUGGCUUCGAAACGAGGAUGUCUUUGUCAAAAAUGUCUAUUCAAAGAUUGCCACCUCCUUACAAAGAUCGCUGCUUUGAUUACAACAGCAGAAAUCGUGAAAUUAGCUCAAGAAGUAGAUACGAUUGCGUACGAAGUUGCGUGCAGAAGAAGAGUUUGUCAAAAUGUGGAUGUACAGAUCCCUUUUUAGGUUACGAUUCUUCAAACAGGUCAUGCCAUCUCCGAAAUGAAGUCGAAAUGCAAUGUCUUGAUGAUAUUCUGGUCGAAAUGGGACAGGUCAGCCCCCCAUGUGAGUGCCCUUUGCCUUGUUUUGUGAACCUUUACAAAAAUGACAUUUCAAGAAUAAAUUACAAACACAUGAAAGAAGACGGGUUAGCGAAACUGAUAUCUGAUACGUUUAAUCUGAAAAAGAAAUCCACGCUUUUACCUCUUUAUAGAAGAAAUGCUACAUUGAAAAUAUUUUACAGAACAUUGGAUCAUAAAGUUUUCACCCAAUAUCCUGCCUUGAGAGGCACAGAAGUUUACGGUAGCUUGGGGGCCAUUUUAAGUCUGUGGCUUGACUUUUCUUUGUUUUCCAUUAUUCAGCACAUUCAAAUAAUUUUAGUUACUUUACGAUUAAUGAAAUGAAAGGUCUUAAAAUCA
This is a messenger RNA of Uloborus diversus, 1963 nucleotides long. RefSeq names its product degenerin unc-8-like. The record is from RefSeq and is a predicted model, not a curated record. NCBI's taxonomy places the organism in Eukaryota, Metazoa, Arthropoda, Arachnida, Araneae, Uloboridae. Gene Ontology annotation, biological process: sodium ion transmembrane transport. The transcript has a single exon. The coding region runs from base 656 to 1948 and encodes 430 amino acids. Gene Ontology annotation, molecular function: ligand-gated sodium channel activity. Gene Ontology annotation, cellular component: membrane.